Messenger RNA from Rhododendron vialii, 1961 nucleotides. RefSeq names its product pre-mRNA-processing factor 19-like. The transcript is spliced from 18 exons. Gene Ontology annotation, molecular function: ubiquitin protein ligase activity; protein binding. Lineage: Eukaryota; Viridiplantae; Streptophyta; Magnoliopsida; Ericales; Ericaceae. The record is from RefSeq and is a predicted model, not a curated record. Gene Ontology annotation, cellular component: Prp19 complex; U2-type catalytic step 1 spliceosome; cytoplasm. The coding region runs from base 131 to 1705 and encodes 524 amino acids. Gene Ontology annotation, biological process: protein ubiquitination; DNA repair; mRNA splicing, via spliceosome.
CCACCGCCAAAAUCUUAAAUCUAUCUAUCCCUCACCCUAAAACGCCCGCUCUCUCUCUCUCUCUCUCUCUCUUCGUUAGCAGUGCUCCCUUCCGAACCGCGGCGGAGCACCGGACAUCUCGCUUCCGAUCAUGAACUGCUCAAUUUCCGGUGACGUACCGGAGGAGCCAGUGGUUUCGAAGAAGUCUGGACUUCUCUACGAGAAGCGGUUGAUCGAGAGGCACAUCUCCGAUUAUGGAAAAUGCCCAAUUACUGGGGAGCCUCUCUCGAUGGAGGACAUUGUCCCAAUCAAAACCGGCAAGAUAGUGAAGCCAAGACCAGUACAAGCAGCAAGCAUUCCGGGGAUGCUUGGAAUGUUCCAGAUUGAAUGGGAUGGCUUGAUGCUAUCCAAUUUUGCCUUGGAGCAACAACUACAUACAGCAAGGCAAGAGCUAAGUCAUGCCUUAUACCAGCAUGAUGCCGCUUGUCGUGUAAUUGCAAGACUGAAAAAGGAAAGGGAUGAAGCGAGGUCAUUACUGGCACAAGCAGACAGGCAGGUGCCUAUGUUAGCACCAACGGCGCCUACAAUUGAGGCUUCGGCUUUGAGCAAUGGAAAAAGAGGUCGCACAGAUGAGGAUAUGGGCGCUGUUGGAAAGAAACUCCAUACAGGAAUUUCUCCUAGCAUUAUUGCAGAACUCACUGACUGUAAUGCGGCACUUUCACAGCAACGCAAAAAGCGACAGAUUCCUCCAACAUUGGCUCCUAUUGAUGCUAUCGAGAGGUAUACCCAACUAUCCAGCUAUCCACUUCACAAAACCAGCAAACCUGGCAUUUUGUCUGUCGAUAUCCUUUAUUCCAAGGAUAUUAUAGCAACAGGUGGAGCUGAUACAAAUGCUAUAGUCUUUGAUCGACCAUCAGGGGAGAUCCUAUCUACGCUUAGUGGUCAUUCAAAGAAGGUCACUAGUGUUAAAUUUGUGGGUGAGGGUGAUUUGGUUGUUACUGGUUCAGCAGAUAAGACUGUUCGUCUAUGGCAAAGUUCUGAAAAUGGGAACUAUGAUUGUAAGCAUAUAUUAAAGGACCAUACGGCUGAGGUGCAAGCAGUCACUAUCCAUGCCACCAAUAAUUACUUCGUGACAGCUUCGCUUGACAAUACGUGGUGCUUUUAUGAUCUUUCUUCUGCUUCAUGCCUCACACAGGUUGAAGAUACUUCAGGCUCGGGUGGUUAUACAUCUGCUGCUUUUCAUCCUGAUGGUCUCAUCUUAGGAACAGGCACCUCUGAGUCAAUUGUUAAAAUUUGGGACGUAAAAAGUCAGGAAAAUGUUGCGAGAUUUGAUGGACAUGUUGGUGCAGUAACUGCUAUGUCUUUCUCAGAAAAUGGUUAUUUCCUAGCUACUGCUGCCCAUGAUGGAGUUAAGUUGUGGGAUCUGCGGAAAUUGAGGAAUUUCCGGACAUUUUCACCUUACGAUGAAAACACACCAACUCAAUCUGUGGAAUUCGACCAUAGUGGAAGCUAUCUUGCUAUUGCAGGUUCAGAUAUAAGGGUUUAUCAAGUUGCAAAUGUCAAGUCUGAGUGGAAUUGCAUCAAAACAUUUCCUGAUUUGUCUGGCACAGGCAAAGCAACGUCUGUGAAAUUUGGUCCAGAUGCUAAAUACCUGGCAGUGGGAUCCAUGGACCGGAACCUCCGGAUAUUUGGCUUGCCGGGAGAUGAGGAUCCAGCAGAAUCCUGAGCCAUUUUGUAUUUGUUCUUGGAAGAGAAGUUACCCCCGCCCCCCCUUCUUUAGCUUUAAAUCUCAUUUUGAUAUCGUAGAGGAAUAUCUGGGAUAUAGAUAUUGGGACUGGGUUGAAGAUGAAUAUCCAGUAUUGAUUGAGACUUGUAUGUUUACUGUAACGUAAAAAGCAAGUUUUGCUUUCCUUAGGUUUGACCGUUUGAUUGAAAUGCCCUUACAUAAAGAUGCAAUUCAUUCGAAGCGGCAAUUUGUCGUA